Brenthis ino (lesser marbled fritillary) is the source of this 498-nucleotide messenger RNA. The record is from the annotation of a GenBank genome assembly. Lineage: Eukaryota; Metazoa; Arthropoda; Insecta; Lepidoptera; Nymphalidae.
AUGAUGACUUCUCUUGAAAUGGAACCCUGGUGUCUGCGUAUUUGCCAAGAAUUCGAUGAGUUUUGUGUUAAAGUUGAAGAUAAAAUUAAUAAACAGCAGCAACAGUUAAAGGCAUGUAGAAAAAUAACUGAACUCAAAAAUAAGUUGGCUCUAGAAGAAAAAUUAAAAAAAGAAUUAACACAGCAACUAGCAGAACUGUCCCGUCGAGAUGGUGAGUUAGAAAGAGUUUGUGCAUCAUUUGAGUCUCGGCUGACAAUUGCUGACAGUGAUCAAACCAGAUUAGACAAUGCAAAGGAAUUGUAUCAGUUGGCAAAAGAGCUGACUGGUAUUCGUCUUGACUUCAGCGCCCCACCAAAUAUUGCCAAAGGCUUUAUCAAAAACAAAGCCCGCAGAUUGCUAUUGCCAUUCUCUAUGGAGAUAGACAGUGAUGCUUUAUGGGAGCUCAUGAGGACCACCGCAGACCCUACAUGGCCAGAUAAAGAGAAUCAUAAGCCUAAU